UGUUUUCACUUACAGGAAGUCCUCCAUCAUGUUAGAAGUUAUGGGUUUUUCACGUUGUUUUGCGCGUUAAUUUCGUCACGAUGAGCAGUUUUUGUAGAGAAGUCGUCACUCUGCAGCUCGGACAUUAUUCCAACUUCGUGGGAACCCACUGGUGGAAUUUACAGGAUGCAUCGUUGUCGUACGACCCCGAGUGUCCACCAGGUGAGAUCCAGAGCGACGUCGUGUUCCGUGAAGGACGGACUCUGGGCGGUCACGUCACCUACACGCCUCGACUCAUCGCCAUGGAUCUUAAAGGAAGUCUUCGGACUCUGCGGCAGGAAGGAGGUCUGUACGACGCGGGCAGAGACACCUCCGCUGUCACCUGGGAGGGGAGCCUCAUGAUGCACCAAGAAAGUCCUCCAGAGAAGAACUCCUUCCUGGAAGAUCUGGACAAGCUGGACAAGGGGCAGAUUCUUGCAGAGGCAGAUUUUUCCUCCGGCGCUCAGCCCUCAGGCGCUGUGGGCGUCGACACGAUAAACAGCCGCCUGAUUCAGGUCCAGAAGAGCUACAGGCUGGAGGGCAGCGUGAAGGUGUGGUCCGACUUCCUGCGGAUCCACCUGCACCCGCGCACCGUCUCCGUCAUCCACCAGUACAACCACGACGGCGAGGCUCAUCGUCUGGAGGCGUUUGGGCAGGGAGAGGCUCUCCUGCAGGGGGCGCUGCUCGAGGAGCUGGAGGACAAACUGCACUUCUUCGUGGAGGAGUGCGAUUAUCUUCAGGGCUUCCAGGUUCUGUGCGAUCUGGAUGAUGGCUUUGCAGGCCUAGGGUCAAAGGUCACGGAGCUGCUGCAGGACUCUUACAGAGGGCGGGGCAUCCUGACCUGGGGCGUGGCACCUGUCAGUCACCCUCGUUCAACUCCUCUGGCAGACCGGUACCACCUGCUGAACUGCACUCUGGGUAUGGUCCACAUGGCCGCUCACAGCUCACUGCUCUGCCCUUUGACCCUGAGGGGCGGACUUGGUAGGCGGCCCCCGUCCCCUCCAGAGUUCCCCCACCUGUCUUAUGACCCCUCGCUCUGGUACCACUCCAGUUCUGUCCUGGCUCUGGCGCUGGACGGCCUCACGGUGCCGUACAGGCUGCGGAACAACAGCGCCCCCAUGUGGCAGGUGGCGGACUCGCUGGCCGUGUCUGGGAGGAAGGUGGUUGCCGCGUACGGCGCCGUGCCGUUUCCCAUGAUGUACGGCGACUCUCUGCCCGACGCCCUGAGCGCCUGCGCUGAUGCGUUGCCAUGGAAACCUCUGUCGGCGUGCCCUGAAGCCGGAGAUGGGCGAUGCUACGGGCAGUGGGCCACGCUGAAGGGCCUCGAAGGCCAGAAACUCAUCAGCUGUUUGUCCCCGGGGGUCAAACCGCCGACCCCCCUGCACAGCCUCCACAGUGGUGAGGACGUCCUGUCCGCCUACAUCUCCUCGUUCUUCCCCUCGGCUCCUCUGGCGCUGCAGCUGGUGGCCACGCCCAGUAAGCUGACCCCGCCCUUCCCUCAGAUCUUCAGCCCGUCACUUGGAGCUCAGGGCUUCCUGCAGAGUGGGGUGGCACCCCCAGCUGGCGCUCCGGCGCCGCUCGUCUCCUCCGUCCCCGUCCUGACGUCCCUCCAGUCGGGGCCCACCCUCGACCCCUGGCUCUCAGAGCUGCACCGAGCCGCCGACGCCUUCGACAUCCGCCGAGCCGCCCCCAGCUUCCUGUCCCAGGGGCCUGAGCUGUCAGAGUACCAGGAGACCCUGGAGGAGCUGCGCCUGCUGGCCUGGCGUUACCGUGACGACAGCAGCGGCGUGACGCGCUCCUCCUCCUCUGAGGAAGACGAUGACUGAGAAGCUGGAGGACAACGCUCAGCUGCUUCGGUUCUGUUGAGAUGAACUUCAGGUUCACAUCGCUCAGUCUUCACUCUGGACGGGUCGGGUUCUGAGCUGCGCUGAAGAAUCCAGAACCUUUUAGUUUCCUCCACAAGAUCUGAGGCCGUCAAACCCACAGUAUGGACUCUAGAGCUGGGGGGACAAUCAUUUGCACCGCAGUGCAUCAGGAGCUGGUUCUGACCCAAACUGAGGCAGCAGAGCCUCGUGGUCGGGUCCAUCUCUGGGUAAAACGGCCUCGUCAACGGUUCCUGAGGGUCUUCUCUGUAACAUCACGACUGUAAAUGUAGAUCUUUGAUCCUGGACAAUAUUCAGGUCCCUGACCGGGUGUUUCACGGCCCCCUGCCGGGCCCUGAGCCCAACUUCAGGAGGCACCGGUUCAGAUCAGCUGUUUGAAUCACUGCUCAGUCCACCAGCUGCAGCUCCACCACAUUUAUUUCUUUGGAAGAGAAAAACCUGAUUUAUGACCUCAGCAUGAGACCGAGUUUUAUUUAGAACGUUCUGCUUUUCAUGUCUGUGCCUGUCUACGCUGCCUUCAGGGCCCCCAGGAAAAAACAAAACAUUUGUGACCUUAAAGAAACUUGAAUGAAUAAAGAGUCCAGGAACGGUUCUGUGGAAUCUGCUCAUCUUAUUUUAGC
Messenger RNA from Nematolebias whitei (Rio pearlfish), 2521 nucleotides. RefSeq names its product misato mitochondrial distribution and morphology regulator 1 (gene msto1). The transcript has 14 exons. The record is from RefSeq and is a predicted model, not a curated record. Gene Ontology annotation, cellular component: cytoplasm. The coding region runs from base 81 to 1844 and encodes 587 amino acids. Gene Ontology annotation, biological process: mitochondrion distribution. NCBI's taxonomy places the organism in Eukaryota, Metazoa, Chordata, Actinopteri, Cyprinodontiformes, Rivulidae.